Messenger RNA from Orussus abietinus, 10396 nucleotides. Its product is annotated as neural-cadherin. The coding region runs from base 150 to 9194 and encodes 3014 amino acids. Gene Ontology annotation, molecular function: calcium ion binding; cadherin binding. The record is from RefSeq and is a predicted model, not a curated record. Gene Ontology annotation, cellular component: plasma membrane; catenin complex. NCBI's taxonomy places the organism in Eukaryota, Metazoa, Arthropoda, Insecta, Hymenoptera, Orussidae. Gene Ontology annotation, biological process: homophilic cell-cell adhesion. The transcript has 39 exons.
UGCAGUUCGUGAUUUCUUGCGCCCGCUCGAUUAUUCCUCCUUUGGAUUAAUUCACUUGAACAGACUCUUCAUUAAUUAUCCGUCCGACUUCGUGAAUAUCAAGGACCCGACAGCACCGAUGCUUUAAUAAAAAGCCCCGACUCAUCGGAAUGGAUCCCUCGAGGAUGUGGCGAACGGCGUUGAUCGCCCUUAUUUCGCUGGCCACGAGCUCGACGGCCAUCGUCCUGCCCCACGACGUUUACCCCGGCUUCAAAGUGACCCAGUUCCAUGGAGGAGGCUGUUCCAACUUCCGGCUUCUGGAGACCGGCUUCUCGAAGUACUUCACCCUCCUGGAGGACGGCGUCCUGAUGACGACGUCCGAUCUGACCCCUUUAAUCGACAAGCCCGUCAACCUCAUCGUCCUGGAAGAGCUGGCGAACACCACCCGGACCCACGACAUCAAGCUCUACGUCAUCAACCGGCGUAGCAUGCUGACAUUUUCCCAUGCCCAUCUGGGGGAGGGGGAGGUGCCCGAAAAUGCUCCUGCUGGGACCGUCGUUGAAGGGUUUCCCGUUCUUCACGUGCGAGGAAACUUCCCGGUCCACUAUUCGAUCGCUACGGAGCCCACCGAAGAGCGAGUCUUCGCGCUCAAGGAGUUUUCCACCCAGAGGAUGGGAUUUAAUCUCACCUUAAAGAACCAUAGAGAGAUCGUGAGGGUGGUCACGGCUAGGCCACUGGAUAGGGAGCUGAAGGACUCCUACGUCGUGGUGGUUCACGCCACCGAUGGGGAUUUCAUUAGCGAGUCGAAGAUCUCUGGACUGGUGCAUAUUUUAGACGAGAACGACAACGAGCCGAUUUUCGAGAAAGAGGAGUACGAAUUCGAGAUUAGGCCUCUGGUACCAGGUCCCGAGGUUCCCAAGGACGCGCCUCCCCAGUGGAAGAUGUUCUCCGCGAUAGGCAAGGUUGUGGCAAAGGAUUUGGACGGGGACAAGGUCUCCUACAGCCUAGUCACUCCCAGCAAUAUGGUGAUCGUGGUGCCUCAAACUGGAGAGCUCCUCUUGGUUGGCGAACCUGACCUUGAUCUUGCCGAAGACACCGAGUACGAGGUCGCGGUGGAGGCCCACGACCUUAGGUUGUCCAGCAGAACUAGUCCUAAACCUGCCAGGGUUCUCUUCAGGUUCCUCACCUCUCAGAUCGAGGAAGUUCCAGAGGUCCACAGGAUCGAGAAGAGGCGAGUCACCAGAGCGGUGAGGCCUACCAAGAAGGUCGACUUUACGGAAGCCGAGGGUGACACCGAGGGCAAGAUCGUCUUCAACCUCGAAAAGGACUCCCCUACGGAGACCUACAAAAUCAGGGACGAAAACGAAUGGGUCACUGUUCUGACGAAUGGGUCCGUCAAAGUCGCCAAAAAGUGGGACUACGAGGAACUCGGCCCGGAGAAGACUAUCGAUUUCUGGGUCAUCAUCACUAACGUGGGGCAAGGGAUUCAGUAUACCGACAAUCAACGUGUCAUAAUCAACGUCAAAGACGUGAACGAUGAACAGCCAUACUUCAUCAAUCGGCCGCUGCCCAUGCAAGCAGUGGUUCAGCUGAACGCACCGCCGAACACUCACGUGUUCACUCUUCAAGCAAGAGAUCCUGACACGGACCACAACAUACACUACUACAUAAUUCGCGAUCGAACCGGGGGUCGCUUCGAGGUUGACGAAAGAUCUGGGGUGGUUCGAACGCGCGGUACCGAGCUUUUCCAAUUGGAUAUGGAGUACGUACUGUACGUCAAGGCAGAGGACCAAAAUGGCCGCAUCGACGAGAGGCGUUACCAAUCGACCCCGGAAGAGAGGCUCUCCAUUGUUGGCGGCAAACGUGCGCCGCAAUUCUAUUUGACGGCUUACGAGGCUGAAAUCCCGGAAAACCAGAAAAAGGACUCAGACAUCAUAUCAGUAAAAGCGAAGUCGUUCGCAGAUCGGGAGAUUCGGUACACCCUGAAAGCUCAAGGCCAAGGUGCCGCUGGUACCUUCAAUAUUGGUUCCACUUCCGGUAUCGUAAAACUGGCCAAAGAACUUGAUUUCGAGGACCUCCGACAACCGCAUAUUUAUUCGUUGAUGGUGACUGCCACGGAGGACUCCGGAGGAUUUUCAACAUCGGUUGAGUUGACGAUCAAGGUGUCAGACGUGAACGACAAUGCACCGAAAUUUGAACUCCCGGAUUAUCAAGCUCACAACGUGGACGAGGACAUUGCUCUUGGUACCAGUAUCCUUAAGGUCAAGGCCACUGAUGCCGAUUCCGGGGCAAAUGCAGAAAUUGAAUAUCUCGUCUCCGACGAUCACUUCAGCGUGGACUCUAACGGCAUCAUAGUUAACAACAAACAAUUGGAUGCCGACAACAACAACGCCUAUUAUGAAUUCGAUGUCACUGCCAAGGAUAAAGGUGUACCUUCGAAGACCGGCACAGCCACGGUUCGGAUAUACACGAAGAAUAAAAACGACGAAGAACCGAAGUUUUCGCAGCAAGUGUACACCCCCAAUGUGGACGAAAACGCUGGACCAAACACUCUGGUGACUACUGUUGUCGCGUCUGACAAAGACGGUGACAACGUCCGUUUCGGGUUCGUUGGGGGUAACACCUCUUCGGGGCAGUUUGUCAUCGAAGAGAUCACCGGAGUGAUACGAUUGCACAACAAAAACAUAUCAUUGGACCGUGAUAAAUACGAACUCAAUGUAACUGCCAUGGACGACGGGGCUUGUUGUCCGAAAGGCACCGAGACAAUUCACACCAGCACCGCCGUGGUGGUGGUUUUCAUUACCGACGUCAACGACAACAAGCCUGUCUUCAAGGAAUGCGGCACUUACAAUCCUAAAGUCGAGGAGAGCGCUGCGAAUGGAAGCCCUGUUAUCAAGGUCCAGGCUACUGACGAUGACAAAGGCGUGAAUGGUCAAGUCAAGUACUCCAUUGUCCAGCAGCCUAACCAGAAGGGUACCAAGUUCACCGUGGAUGAGGAAACUGGUCAAGUGUCGACGAACAAGGUGUUCGAUCGAGAAGGCGACGACGGAAAGUUCGUCUCCGUCACCGUCAAAGCUACGGACCAGGGUGAACCCUCUCUCGAAGGUGUCUGCUCGUUCACCGUCGAGAUCACCGACGUCAACGACAAUCCUCCUUUGUUCGAUCGCCAGAAAUACGUGGAGAACGUGAAGCAAGACGCGAGCAUAGGUACCAACAUAUUAAGGGUAUCGGCAUCCGACGAGGAUGCUGAUUACAAUGGUGCUAUUACGUAUUCCCUGAGUGCGACGGACGACAACGCGACUUUGGAGUACUUCGAGAUCCAGCAGGAGUCAGGCUGGAUUGUUUUAAAGAAGGCCCUAGACGGCUGUUUUCCACGAGACGGGUUUCGCCUGACAGUACGGGCCUCCGACAGAGGGACACCACCCUUGUCCGCAGACGUGGACGUUGAGUUAGUCGUCGUAGACAGAAACAAUAAACCACCUGUGUGGAAUGGGAAUGUAUACAGCCCCAUUCACAUCAAAGAAAAUGUCACAGUGGGUACUGUAGUGACGACGGUGAAAGCCAGCUCCGGGAUUGAGAACAAUCCGACGGUCUUUUACCAUCUCAUGCCUGGAUCCACCGCCCAGACCAAUAAGUUCAACACCUUCUAUCUACAACAGAGGUCUGAAAACUCUGCCACCUGGGCAGACAUCAAGGUCAAUCAUCAGCUCGAUUAUGAGAGCAUCAAGGAGUACAAUCUCACUAUACGAGUGGAGAAUAAUGGCGCCCAACAGCUGGCCUCGGAGGCGACGGUCCACAUCAUGCUGGAAGACGUUAACGAUGAAAUACCUUUGUUUACCGAGCGGGAACAAGAGACUGUACUCGAAGGUGAACCGGUCGGUAGUAAAGUCACUCAAGUGAACGCCGUGGAUAAGGAUGGGACGUCUCCAAAUAAUCAGGUGACUUACUACGUGGUGAACAGCGAUCGAAACGAGGGGAAGGAGUUCUUCGAGAUCAAUCAAGAGACCGGGGAGGUAACUACAAAAGUGGUGUUCGAUCGCGAGAGGCAAGGAGCUUAUGCCUUGGAAGUCGAGGCCAGAGACGGCGCGCCUUCGGCCCGGCCAAAUAGCAACGGCCAGCCCAAUUCAGUUACAAAAUUCAUCCGCAUCGGGAUCGCCGACAAAAACGAUAAUCCGCCUUAUUUUGAUAAGAGCCUCUACGAGGCCGAGGUAGACGAAAAUGAGGACAUUCAGCACACAGUACUCACUGUCACCGCCAAGGAUCACGACGAGUCCUCGCGUAUUCGAUACGAGAUUACGAGCGGUAACCUAGGCGGUGCGUUUGCCGUAAAAAAUAUGACGGGGGCCAUUUACGUCGCAGGGCCGCUGGAUUACGAGACUAGGAAGAGGUACGAGCUGCGACUUACAGCCUCCGACAACUUGAAGGAAAAUUACACGACGGUGGUGAUCCACGUCAAGGAUGUCAACGACAAUCCCCCGGUCUUCGAACGUCCGACUUACAGGACUCAAAUCACUGAGGAGGAUGACAGAAACUUGCCGAAACGAAUCCUACAGGUCGUUGCCUCCGAUGGGGACAAGGAUAGACCCCAGGACGUGGUCUACUUCUUGACAGGACAGGGAAUUGACCCUGAUAAUCCUGCGAAUAGCAAAUUCGAUAUAAAUCGAACUUCCGGAGAGAUUUAUGUCUUGAAGCCCUUGGAUCGAGAUCAGCCUAAUGGAAGGGCUCAAUGGAGGUUCACAGUGUUUGCUCAAGACGAAGGUGGAGACGGGCUUGUGGGCUAUGCCGAUGUACAAGUGAACUUGAAAGACAUUAACGACAAUGCUCCGAUAUUCCCUCAGGGUGUAUAUUUCGGCAACGUCACCGAAAACGGGACCGCAGGAAUGGUGGUCAUGACGAUGACCGCGGUGGAUUAUGACGAUCCCAGCGAGAGCACGAACGCGAAGUUGGUUUAUUCGAUCGAGAAGAACGUGAUCGAGGAGGACACCGGUUCCCCGAUUUUCGAAAUCGAAUCCGAAACUGGGGUGAUAAAAACGGCGGUUUGCUGUCUAGACAGAGAACGUACACCGGAUUAUUCGAUACAAGUCGUCGCGAUGGAUGGCGGGGGGUUGAAAGGGACUGGGACAGCGUCGAUACGAGUGAAAGACAUAAACGACAUGCCGCCCCAGUUCACAAAAGACGAAUGGUUGACAGAAGUCGACGAGACCGACGAUGGAUCGAAUCUGCCGGAAAUGCCCAUCCUCACUGUCACGGUCCACGAUGAGGAUGAGACCAAUAAAUUCCAGUACAAGGUUAUAGAGAACAGUGGAUACGGUGCUGACAAGUUCACCAUGGUCCGAAACAACGAUGGUACUGGGUCUCUAAAAAUUGUUCAACGACUGGACUACGAGGACCAGCUACAGAGCAACGGGUUUCGCUUUAGGAUACAAGUCAACGAUAAGGGUGAAGAUAACGACAACGACAAAUAUCACGUAGCCUAUUCGUGGGUGGUAGUGAGACUUCGUGAUAUCAACGACAACAAACCUCAAUUCGCCAGAGCCAAUAUUGAGGCAGUUGUCCAGGAAGAUGCGAGGAUCGGGAUGAACCUCGAGACUUUUAAUGCCACAGAUCCGGACCAGGGUGGUAAAAGUAAAGUGUCCUAUUCAAUCGAUCGCAGUUCCGACCGUAAAAGGCAGUUUUUCAUCAACGAGAAUGGUACCGUAUCAAUCCAGAGGAGUCUCGACCGAGAAGAAACGCCGAGACAUCAGGUCAAAAUUCUGGCAAUCGACGACGGUAUACCACCGAAGACUGCGACUGCGACCCUCACUGUAAUUGUGCAAGAUAUCAAUGACAAUCCACCUAGGUUUAUCAAAGAUUACAGACCGGUUCUUCAGGAAUACGUUCAGCCACGAAGAGUAGUAGAAAUUUUGGCCACGGAUGAUGACGAUAGAUCUAGAAGCAAUGGCCCUCCGUUUACCUUCAGAAUGGACCCAAAUGCGGAUGAUGUUAUCAAGGCUAGCUUCAAGGUCGAGAGUGACAGUAAGGGUGCCAAUGGUGACGGAAUGGCAAUUGUGUCUUCUCUGAGGUCAUUUGAUAGAGAACAGCAGAAGGAAUACCUUAUCCCGAUCGUGAUAAAGGAUGCCGGGACUACUCCUAUGUCUGGAACCAGCACCUUGACAGUUGUCAUAGGAGACGUUAACGAUAAUAAAAUGCAACCUGGAUCGAAAGAUAUAUUUGUAUAUAAUUACGCAGGUCAAUCACCGGAUACAGAAAUAGGGCGGGUUUACGUCUACGAUCUGGAUGACUGGGACUUGCCCGAUAAAAAAUUCUAUUGGGAAGGUUUAGAACAUACUCAAUUUAAGCUACACGAGGACACAGGGAUGAUAUCCAUGAAAUCUGGGACACAUGAUGGGAGAUAUCACCUGCGGUUUAAGGUCUACGAUAGAAAGCAUACUCAGACAGACGUAAGGGCUAAUGUCACUGUCACUAUCAAGAGUAUACCUUACGAAGCAGUCCUCAAUUCCGGGUCCGUCAGGAUAUCUGGAAUCACGGAUGAGGACUUUAUUCGCGUUUGGGAUUACAGAACGCUGUCUAUAUCGAGAAGCAAAGCAGAUUUGUUUAGAGACAAACUAGCCAAGCUGCUCAACAUCGAAAGGGAAAAUGUAGAUGUAUUUAGUGUACAGUUACGUAAAAAACAUCCUCCUUUAACCGAUAUAAGAUUUGCUGCUCAUGGAUCACCUUAUUACAAACCAGUUAGACUCAAUGGAAUCGUGUUGAUGCAUCGAGAAGACAUUGAAAAGGAUGUUGGCAUUAAUAUCACUAUGGUUGGAAUUGACGAGUGCUUAUACGAAAACGAGAUCUGCGAAGGCAGUUGCACCAACACUUUGGACAUCAGUAGUCUUCCUUACAUGGUUAAUGCUAAUAAAACUGCUCUGGUAGGAGUCAGAGUAGACGUAAUAGCGGAAUGUACCUGCGGAGCAAGGAACUUCACGAAAAGUGAAUCUUGCAGAAGUAGUCCUUGUUAUAAUGGGGGAAGAUGCAUCGAAGGGCGGUUUGGAUUAUCAUGCCAAUGUCCAGCUGGAUAUAACGGUCCGAGGUGUCAACAGACAACAAGAGGUUUUAGAGGAAAUGGUUGGGCUUGGUAUCCGGCACUAGAAAUGUGCGAUGAAAGCCACUUAAGCUUCGAAUUUAUCACUAGAAAAGCCGAUGGAUUAUUGCUGUAUAACGGUCCCAUCGUGCCCCCUGAACCUGACGAGAUUAUGGUUUCUGAUUUCAUAGUGAUUGAGCUGGAUCAUGGACGUCCCAGAUUGUUGAUAGACUUUGGUUCGGGAACUUUGGAACUUAGAGUGCCAACUAAUAACACAUUAGACGACGGCCAAUGGCACAGGCUCGACAUCUUUUGGAACACCGAGACGGUGAAGCUGAUCGUCGACUUCUGCAAAGCGGCGAACGUUACCGAGUCCGAGGACGGAUCUCCCCCGAAAUUCAACGACACCAUUUGCCUGGCCCAGGGCACAAUUCCGCCAUUUAACGAGUACCUGAACGUGAACGCACCUCUGCAGAUCGGAGGUCUCUACGCCGAGCAAUUCGACCCUGACCACUACAAGUGGAAGUACAUGCCGAUCGGCAAGGGAUUCGAAGGCUGCAUCAAGAACCUCUUCCACAACAGCAAACUGUACGAUCUGGCCCAUCCAGGUCUCUCCAGAAACAGUGUGGCGGGUUGUCCACAGACAGAGGAGAUUUGCAACAAUCAAGAGUCCACAUUUAGGUGCUGGGAACAUGGAACCUGCGUUGGCAGUUUCACCGAGGCCAGAUGUCAGUGUAAUCCUGGCUGGACAGGACCUGGAUGUAUGACGCAAACGGUACCGACUACCUUCAAGGUCCAAAGCUACAUCAAGUAUGCACUUUCCUUCGAACCUGAUGCGUACACCACCCAGAUUCAACUUAGGUUCAGGACCAGAGAAGCACGCGGUGAACUCUUCAGGGUCAGCGACCAGCACAAUAGGGAGUACGCGGUUCUGGAGAUCAAGGAAAGCAGGUUGCACUUCAGGUACAACCUGAACAGCUUGAGGACCGAGGAACGUGACAUUUGGUUGACAGCGAUAGCUAUUGACGACGGUCAAUGGCACACUGUGAGAGUUUCGAGGUACGGAUCGUCCGCGACUCUGGAACUCGAUGGUGGUGAAGGCAGAAGGUUCAACGAGACCUUCUCCUUUGAAGGCCACCAAUGUUUAAAGGUGGACAAAGGUGAAGGUGUCUACGCGGGUGGGAAGGCAGAGUACACCGGAGUUCGCACCUACGAGGUUGAUACGGACUAUCAUCAAGGUUGCCUUGAUGACAUAAGGUUGGAAGGAAAACAUCUUCCUCUUCCACCUGCCAUGAAUGGCACUCAAUGGGGACAGGCCACCAUGGCGAGAAACCUUGAAAGAAAUUGUCCAUCAAACAAGCCGUGCGCCAAUGUUAUCUGUUCUGAUCCCUUCGAGUGCAUCGAUCUCUGGAAUAUGUAUGACUGCACGUGUGGAGAAGGAAGGAUACCUUCACCUGAUAAUAAGGGUUGCAUGGAUAAGAACGAAUGUAUCGACUAUCCUUGCCUGAAUGGAGGAAGAUGCAUAAAUCAAGAUCCCAGAUUCCGGUACAGGUGUAUUUGCCCUGACGGAUUCUGGGGAGAAAACUGCGAAUUGGUGCAAGAGGGACAAACCUUGAAACUCAGCAUGGGAGCCCUGGCUGCCAUUUUGGUUUGCCUCUUGAUUAUUCUUGUACUUGUUCUGGUAUUCGUGGUGUACAACAGAAGGAGGGAAUCUCAUAUUAAGUACCCUGGCCCUGACGACGACGUGAGAGAGAAUAUCAUAAAUUAUGAUGACGAAGGUGGCGGGGAAGACGAUAUGACAGCUUUCGACAUCACACCUCUUCAAAUUCCUAUCGGUGGACCUAUUCCGGAAUUAGGGGGGAAAUUGCCACCGUGCAAAAUAGCUUAUCCACUGGGUCCGGAGCCGAAUAUGGGUAUUUUCAUUGAAGACCACAAAAAAAGGGCGGACAGUGAUCCAAAUGCACCACCUUUUGAUGAUCUUCGAAACUAUGCGUACGAGGGUGGCGGAAGUACCGCGGGUUCGCUGUCUUCCCUGGCUUCCGGGACGGACGACGAGCAACACGAGUACGAGUACCUAGGAGCCUGGGGUCCCAGAUUCGACAAAUUAGCCGACAUGUACGGUCCCACCGAGGAGAGCGAGGAGGAGGAUUAAAGUUCUAAGGAACGCAAUGCAGACCGACGAAGAAGCCAGGACCUCGAAGAUGAUCCUGCGUGGUCCUCGAAUCUACGUGGCCGCAGGAUAUUUGUGUCCAUGGAAAGAAAUCGAGCCUACUCGACUACUCGAGAUACGCGUAAACGUGCGAGCAACGACAGAAACGGGGGUCAAACGCGGGUUCCGGGAUUCGAUGACUCCACCCGCGCCUUUCCUCCCCCGAACGGGGGAACCCUCUCCACGUAAACUUGUCAAAGACUUUCGAGAACCGCACCUUCACCUACGCAUCCGCCAUGUUUGCACUCCGAGUGAAGAAUUACGGACCUCCAAAUAAUUGAGUUAACGAGCGUUACCUAGGACGAGGGUCGAAUGGUCUCAAGUUUGGUGCACCGAUGGCCCGCCCUGUGGCCAGGGGAGGAGAAAAGAAAGAAAAGUGCGAACUAUGCAAUAAUUUUAAACAAGUCAUACCGUAAUAUACGUUAAAGGGAAGAAUUAAGCCAGAGAUCCAGAAAACGCAUACCUAUUUGUAUAGUACGUUACGCGUAUACGUAGUCAUCCCUCACACAUGUGUACGUGGCAUGAAAGUUUUUCUAUGGAUCGGUUUAUUUAUUUAUUCGCCGCCCGGGGGGGCCAAAGCCUCGCCGGCCGAAUUAACGUUAGAGACAUUAUUGAUAAUUAAUUAUUAACGAUUACCGAUAUUAUUGUAUAAGUAGAACCGCCACACACCGUCAUCGUCACCCCCGUCGAUACGGUCGUCGUUUGCGUUGCCGUUGAGGAGGUCGCGAAUCCGCUUCUCUCAACUCUUACCUCGUGCGCCGCUCCUCUCCUCGAUAUGCAGAUAUGAGAUAGAAAUACGCGUAUUUUUAUACGCUGACAUAGUAUAUCCAGUUGACUGUUAACGCACGUUAUCUACCGGUUUAAAGUAAGUUUUAAAAUUAGCGAUAUCGCGGCGGACGAGGUACGAUCGGGAACCCCCUUAGAGCGCUCGCGCUGCAGGGGUUUGCCGUACCGGCAGUUUACGAAAUCGCAGUUUCCCACUUUGUUCGAUUAUCGAUGAACGGAAAUUCCAUGAAUUUACUCAUCUGCUACGCUAGAUUGGGCAGGCAAGAAAUCAUCGAUAUUAAAAUAAAUCUGUUAUAAUUUAAACGCAUCCUACAUCCGAACGAUCGUGACGCCACGUUAUAAGUGCAAGCAGGAGUAUA